Messenger RNA from Styela clava, 2930 nucleotides. Its product is annotated as epithelial splicing regulatory protein 1-like. The record is from RefSeq and is a predicted model, not a curated record. Lineage: Eukaryota; Metazoa; Chordata; Ascidiacea; Stolidobranchia; Styelidae. Gene Ontology annotation, molecular function: RNA binding.
AUAUAAAUGGACGUCGUUGGAUAUCGUAUCCAAAUUUGAGAUAGCGUUGUCGCGAGAAGAGUUGAUCAGCGCAAAACGUGAAGAUGGGAAUGGGAGUACCUCAUUCCUGUGACUAUCUUGUACUAUUAUUUUGUGGCACUCUAGGAAACAAUGAUCCAGAAUUACUCGGGAGUGAUGAAAGUGAUAUUAUUAUAAUUGUCUGGCAGUUACUGGAUCUUGUGGAAAACCAAACAGGGGAUAUUCACUACAUUUACAUUCGACCUUCAUCCAACAUUCAUCUCUCAGAAGAGUGGAUAAAAGAAACCGGAAUUUCAGAAGAAACAUUACAAUCAGCAAUUUCAUUCGGAGAGGCAAUACAGCAGUUUGAACAAACUUUACGCAAUGAAUUGAAUAGCAAAGGUCGAACGUGCAAAUUUUUCUUGUGUACUGAUGGACAAUGUCACCUGAGACAGGUCCUGCAUCCGACAGCAAUGCGACAAGAUAUUGCUCUGCCAGAAUUUUUCCACAGUUUUUUUGAUCUUCGAAAAGAAUUUCGCAAUUGUUUUCCUGGUACCACGACCGAUCACAAUGCAAAUAUAAUAGAAACUGAUGAAAUGGAUGGCUAUUCUCGACAGUCGACCGUUUCAGUAGAACAAAUGUUGGAAUACCUCAAUAUCACAGUUCCUAACACGUACGGUACUUUGGGCGUUGAUCACGUGAUGAGGAUGAGCACUGUUGUACAAGUUAUGAUAUGUGAAAAACAUAAUCAUCGGUUUACUUGCCCGGAGACGAUAUUAGCAAGAUUGGAUACAGGGCCCUGCGUUGGAUCUUAUGGAGCACAGGAAGAAUGCGUUGUGAGGGCGCGUGGGUUACCCUGGCAAGCUUCAGAUCAUGACAUAGCCAAAUUUUUUAAAGGACUUAAUAUUCAAAGGGGUGGCGUGGCGUUAGUACUAAAUCCACAAGGUCGCAGAAACGGGGAAGCUCUUGUACAAUUUUGUAGCCCAGAACACAGAAGUUUGGCUCUUCUCAGACACAAGCACCACAUGGCGAAUCGUUACAUCGAGGUGUAUCGAGCUAAAGAGGAUGAAUUUUUCAAAGUGGCGACAUGCAAUUCAAGAGAGGCUGUGCAGUUCCUAUCUAAAGGCAGUGAUGCUAUAGUUCGAGUAAGAGGCCUGCCUUUCACGGCAGUGGCCCAUGAUAUAGUCAAUUUUUUCGGUCCGGAAAUUCCCGUGGCAGGGGAUGAGAACGGCGUACUAAUAGUCAGAUUUCCUGACGGCAAGUCCAGUGGAGAUGCAUUUGUGUUGUUUGACACAGAAGAGAUUGCUCAUCUUGCACUUGGAAAACACAAGCAAACAUUAGGCAAAAGAUAUAUCGAAAUUUUUAAAAGUACGGCUGCCGAAGUGCAACAGGUUUUAAGUCAGCAUAUGUUAACACCUAUUUUGUCGCCUCCACCAAUGGCAUCACCUAUGCAUCACGUUCCAAUGGGAUUUCCCGGCUCCCCAGUAACCCAUGCCGCUGUUCAGCAGCAUCAGGCUCAAUUGGCCCAACUCCAACAGGCUCAAUUGCAAGCCCAGGCCCAAGUGGUCACUCCACCGGGAUCGAUUCGUAACUGCAUCAGAUUGCGCGGAAUGCCAUAUUCGGCCACUGUCGAAGAUAUCAUGCAAUUUCUUGGUGAUCUCAGUCUCGGAAUUCUUCCCAACGGUAUUCAUAUGGUGCUCAAUCAGCAGGGACGACCUUCUGGAGAUGCAUUUAUUCAAAUGACGACCCCAGAAAAUGCCGCUUUAGCCGCCCUUGACAUUAGUAAAGGAGGCUGCCAUAAAAAGCACAUGAGGGAGCGUUACGUUGAAGUGUUUCAAUGUUCUGGUGAUGAGAUGAAUAUGGUUCUUAUGGGUGGCACUCUCAACAGAAAUGGAGUACAGCCACCUCCUGGAAUGAGUUUAGUUGUACCGGAUCAAAUAUCAGUCCAGCGACCGCCAGUAACACCACCUAUUCCGUCUCCAUUCGGCCUUCCUGGUGCUCAGACGCUAAUGGUUCAGCCAUCACAGAUUCCAAUUGAAAUGCUACAUCCACAAGCUCAACUGCUGCCUGCCAUGGCAGGGCGGCACAUACUUGCCCAGCCUACUCUCUUACCUUAUGCCGCUUACCUUCCCACACCACCGGUAUCGCCAUCCAUCCCAGGAUCUGCUGCAACAGUUCAUACGUUAGCUGCUUCACCAGGAUAUCCUCAUCAGUUUGCUAUACCUCAACCUGCUCAUCCAUUAGGUAUUCAAGUUAGAAUGCAAGGUGUAACGUACAACCCCGGAAUGUCUGACAUCUUAACGUUAUUUAAAGGAUACAAUGGUCAACAACCUGGUCCUUUUUAUGCUUCUGCAGCUGCUGCGAGUGGUUGUCAAUCUCCUCUAGUGGAUGAAAAAGCUCAAGCUGUUGCGGCACAAGUCGCCGUUGGAAACGGAAACAGUCAAACAACUAACGAUUGGACAUGUAUAAUGUAAACCAACGCGACGCGUAAUUGUUUCUAAAUUUUAAUCCUGUCUUUACAAUUUGUUCCCGACAAAGUUAUCGUUCAAACUACGAACGACGAGCAGCGUGCCACGCCGCACGUCCGAAAUGGACCACGAACCCAGAAACUAUCUGUGUUCAAGCUGAUUUUUACACUUGCGUGUAUAUAACCAAAAUGAAGUUUCUUAUGACAAAACUUUUGAAUCGAAUCACGAAAGAAAUUUCGUUUUCUGCAGUGUUGUUUCUGCAUAGUCUUUGCCUUGCGUUGAACGCCAAAUGGCAUUCACUCUCUGCCUUUUGAAUUUUGAUUUUCUUCAUUGUAUAUAUUUCAAAUUUUAUUUAUUUCAAAAACAAAUUUAAGAUGUAAAUUAUCGUAAUUUACUCACUUUUUUGUUGAAUCGGAUUAGUUUGAUCAUUACAGAGUUUUGAAAAAUCAAUACCUCGUGAUAGUA